Penicillium macrosclerotiorum is the source of this 1974-nucleotide messenger RNA. RefSeq names its product sigma-70 region 2 family protein. The transcript has a single exon. The coding region runs from base 1 to 1974 and encodes 657 amino acids. The record is from RefSeq and is a predicted model, not a curated record. Lineage: Eukaryota; Fungi; Ascomycota; Eurotiomycetes; Eurotiales; Aspergillaceae.
AUGUCCACACCGGAUAAGGGGGAAUCCAGCGAUCCCGCGGACAGCUCCAACAUGCGGUGGCAAUUCAUCGAUGCUUCGAAUAAUAGUCGAAGCAACCUGACACAGGUCAAACGUCAUGUGAUGCAAGAGUAUAUGCGCCAGAAAAAAGGCAAUUCACGGAACAGUGAGAGCGAGGAAGACAAUGGCCCCCAAAAACGCGGGCGGCCCAAGAAGACCCGCGGUGCAAAGCGCAAGGCGGCCAAAGAUGCAACAGCCAAAGAUAAAGAUUCAGCUCAUCACAAUCUUUCGAAUAACAAACACGCUCCUCCUUUGGAAAAAGAUGCGCCCGCCGAUAUAGAAGAAGUCGUGCGAGAUUGGCAACCUGGGGUCUCUGCGCCCUCCGGCUUUUCGGCUGUAACUCUGCCUUUCCGUACAUCGCCCAUUCAAAGCCUCCGAUCACCUGGUUUAGGCUCCAUCUCCCCGCAGAGCCAGAGUCAAUUAUGGGACCUCGGCAGCGUUUCAUCAUGGUCCUCAACGCCUCAGACACCUCUAGACUUUGUCCGAUCUCCAAAGACUCUUCUCAGUGCUGCUCGGACAGACCCAUUCAACUCUCUUCCCAUUGAACUAGAUCUGGAAGGCCAGAAGCUAUUCGAUUUCUAUGUGAAUGAUAUGCCUGCAUGCUCCUAUGGAACACAUUUCCGAUCGCAAAAGGCGCAUAACUGGUAUACCCAAGUGUUUGUCCCAGAGGGGAUGAAAGGCGCCGUGGCAUUCCAGAACACCAUUCUAGUACAUGCUGCAAACACUUGGGCUUGGGUCCGCAAUGAGACCGAAACUUCUACUACCCUCGUACACCGAGAUCGGGCUGUUAGUAUGCUUCGAGACCAUCUUUCGAAAAACCCGCGAGACAACUCCGAUGUUGCCAUUAUCUCUUGUCUGAGUGCUGCAGCUUUGGAAGAUUUUGAUCCGCGACCUGGCCACAAAGAAAUCAGCUGGGUUCAUAUGCGCGCGGCUCGCGAAAUGAUACGUUCACGGGGCGGCCCGGAUGCAUUUGCGAAUACUCGGCUCGGAAUGCUUAUCAAUUGGCAGGAUUAUAUCCUGUCGGGGUACGAAACCCAUGGGCCUAGCUUCUUUUUCGAAAAGGAGGCCUCCCACUCCAUUCCCUUGCCCGAACCUCCGGCCUCUUCUCGUUCCUCUGAGAACAUCCAAUCGAUGCCCUCUCCCCCUCACUCCAUUUCCUCUGCCUUGUCCGAUAUCAGCCCAUGCCCGGAACCAAGUUUCGCUGUUGUACCGACUCCCAAUAUUUCUCCGAUUGAUGAGAUCAGACUACAGUGUGAAGAAUUUCUUCACUUCCUGCGCCGCUGCGAACAACUCGCCCUCUAUCAACGAGAUAAUCCAAAAGCAUGUCACAUUGCUCGCUAUACAACAGUGCACGAGACCUCUCUGCUGUUCCAAAUACUAGCUGCUCCCCCCGGUGCACGAUUUACAUCAUCAGGAGACCGGAAGCAAAUGGUCGCCCGCCUCACGGCUUUGAUUAUGCUCAAUGCCGCUCUGUGGGACUAUAGAUACUCCUCCGUCCACACUGGGUCCUUCCUUCAGACCCUUGAGGAGGCCAUGGUUGACAGUGAGGUUAGCAUGAGUGGUUCUGUCGAGGCUAUCCUCCAGAUCCUCCUUGAAUGCAAUGAUGGCAGCCCAAGUGAGUGGGUUGCCGGAGAAGGCGGUGCCGUGUCCCCAAUUUUAGCCGAGCAGGCCCCAAAUUUCGAACAAUAUUCUCCGACUGCAACUUCUCCCUUCGCGCGACCUUGGUUUGCCGGUCGUAUGCUGAAAAUCUGCAAGCGGCUAGGCCCUGAGAGCUGGCAUCGCAUCAGCGACUUCCUCUUUACGUGUUUGACACUUCGAGUCUUUCAACCGUCGGUCUACCUUUGGGAGGCUGAUCUGCGUCAAGAAGUUCUUGAUGCACCUCUGACAAGCUAUAUUAUGCCUUCACUGAUCGGAUGA